Messenger RNA from Columba livia (rock pigeon), 3074 nucleotides. It is a transcript of the gene NPTX1, whose product is annotated as neuronal pentraxin 1. The coding region runs from base 173 to 1480 and encodes 435 amino acids. Gene Ontology annotation, biological process: axonogenesis involved in innervation. Lineage: Eukaryota; Metazoa; Chordata; Aves; Columbiformes; Columbidae. The transcript is spliced from 5 exons. The record is from RefSeq and is a predicted model, not a curated record.
CACACACACUCACUCACGCUCCCCCCGCCCCGGGAGCGCUCCCCCCGUCUCGCGGCCGGGAUUCCACGCGCCGUGACGUCAGGGCGCGCGGCCCCGCCCGGGCGCUAUAAGAGGGGCCGCGUGCCGCAGUGGGCCCGGCGGAGCGGAGCGGCCCCAGCCCGGCAGCGCAGCCAUGGCCGGGCCCCCCGGCACCCUCUUCCUCCUCCUCAGCCUCCUGCCGCUGCUCUGCCUGCGCGGCCGCGGGCAGGGCUUCGGGCAGACGCGCUUCAUCUGCACCUCGGUGCCGCUGGACGGGGACAUGUGCGCUGCCACCGCGCCGGGGACGGGCUCCGCCGAGGAGCUGAAGAGCACGGUGCUGCAGCUGCGGGAAACAGUGCUGCAGCAAAAGGAAACCAUCAUGAACCAGAAGGAGACCAUUCGGGAGCUGACGGCCAAGCUGGGCCGGUGCGAGAGCCAGAGCGUGCUGGAGGGGCUGCCCGGCGAGCCCAAGGGCGGCGGGGCCGGCAGGAAGGGCGGGUUCUCCAAGAACACCAUGGGGGACCUGUCGCGGACACCCGCGGCCGAGACCCUCAGCCAGCUCGGACAGACGCUGCAGUCCCUGAAGACCAGGCUGGAGAACCUGGAGCAGUUCAGCAGGAUGAACUCCUCCAGCCAGACCAACAACCUGAAGGACAUCCUGCAGAACAAAAUCGACGACCUGGAGAAGCAGGUGCUGUCCCGGGUGAACAGCCUGGAGGAGGGAAAGUUCAACCCCAAGAACGAGUCCGAGGAGCGCGGCAAGAUCGAGAGCACCCUCACAUCGCUGCACCAGCGCAUCAGCGACCUGGAGAAAGGCCAGAAGGACAACCGGCCCCCGGACAGGUUCCAGCUCACCUUCCCGCUGCGCACCAACUACAUGUACGCCAAGGUGAAGAAGAGCCUGCCCGAGAUGUACGCCUUCAGCAUCUGCAUGUGGAUCAAGUCCAACGCCUCCCCCGGCAUGGGCACCCCCUUUUCCUAUGCCGUGCCCGGGCAGGCUAACGAGCUGGUGCUCAUUGAGUGGGGCAACAACCCCAUGGAGAUCCUCAUCAACGACAAGGUGGCCAAACUGCCCUUUGUCAUCAAUGACGGCAAGUGGCACCACAUCUGUGUCACCUGGACCACGCGGGAUGGUGUGUGGGAAGCCUACCAGGACGGCACGCAGACCGGCAACGGCGAGAACCUGGCGCCUUACCACCCCAUCAAGCCCCAGGGGGUCCUGGUCCUGGGCCAGGAGCAGGACACGCUGGGCGGCGGGUUCGACGCCACGCAGGCCUUCAUGGGGGAGCUGGCGCACUUCAACGUGUGGGACAGGAAGCUGAGCCCCGGGGAGGUGUACGGCCUGGCCACCUGCAGCGCCAAGGCGCUCUCGGGAAACGUCAUUGCCUGGGCAGAGGCCAACAUCGACAUCUAUGGCGGGGCCACCAAAUGGACUUUCGAGGCCUGUCGCCAGCUCAACUAGAGCCACGGACAAGCCAGAAAAACCUCCUCACUGGGUUUUUUCCUUUUUUUUUUCUCCUCCCUUUUUUUUGCGCAAAACUAACGGUGAACGAAGCCCCCCGUCUCGUCUCGAGGAGCGGGGAUACCCCAGCAGUGGGACCACCCGUCUCCGCAGCCCCGCGACCCUCCGGUUUCUGUCUUGCCAACGUCCUUCAACGCCUGCGUGCCUUGGCCUGGCGCGGCUGCGCCCCAUCCUGCCCCCCCGCUUCGCCACCUCCGCUGUCCCCGGGCACCAGCGCCCGCAAAGGCUGCGGGACCCAGACCAGAGCCCCCCUUGGGCUCCUCUCCCUGCAGCCUGAACCCCCCAGGAGGGUGGUGUCCCCAGAGCCGGGUUGCAGUGUCCCCCUCCUGGGAGCCAGGGGUGCAGCAGCACCCAGAGCUCUGGGGAGGGGUGACCCCCCCACUCCUCUCCCCGGGCUAAGGGACCCCGCUGCCCAUUCCCGGCACCACAGCCAUAGCCCGGGCUGCGGCGGGCGCCGGGCGGGACCCCCGACCUGCCACACUCAGGUACGUCCCCCCAGCCCCGCCGCUGCAGCCCCCGAGGCCUCCUACGCACCGUAGCUGGUGAAAAACAAUAGCCUUUACCACCCCCUGGAAGUUUAGCUACCACUGGAAAGUCUGAAGCCUUUCUGCUUUUGAUAAUACACUAUGUUGUUUCUCUUACUGUAAAGGGAAGUUUAUUACCAUUAAAAAAAAAAAAAGAUAUUUUUAUGAAGAUUAAAAAAAUAGAAUUAAGCUGUGCUCCCUGAGGAAAAAAAAAAAAAGUACUUUGAUUCUGCAGGAAAAAAAAAGAUAAAGAAGCGUAUUUUGAAAUAAUAGAUGCAUUUUGUAUGGGUUCCUUUUCUAAACUCCUGGUUUGUACUACAGAUCGCAGAAACCACCUGCCAGACCCCCCUGUCCCCCGGGGCUGCCCUGGGUGGCACUGGGGACGGGCAGAGAAUUCGCACGGGGCUCCGGAGCCUCCCGCCCACCUCCAAAGAUGCGGCAGAGAGACGCGGGGCCGCGGGGGCCCGGGCGGGAGCACAGAGCCGGCCCGGCCACCGGCCCGGGACACACACCCCUGGUCGAGACACCUUCCCACAAACUGUGGCUCAGGGCAGCGUAUUUUAAACUGUGCUCUUUUUAAAACAAAACAAAACAUAGUGGGCUAAUUUACGUUCCUCUGAAGAACCUGUUCGCAUCAGCAAAGUGACAAGCACAACCCGCUGAGAAGAACAAAACCACUGGAAAGGUUUCACCUACGGUCCCAGGUGCGUCAGAUUUGCCAAAAAGAAAAAAAGUGAUGUCAACACAAUGUAUAUAGUGUAUAGUAGGGGAGAGAAUAAAUGUAUCUUAAUUUGUCAUUAUUUUGCUAACCAAAGCUGUACAUUUUUCCUAUUACUUGCUCUCUGUCUCCUCUGGGUUUUGAAUGGGUUACAAUGUACUACGCAUCCCGUCUGCAUCGGCAGUUCUGAAAAUGCACUGUUUCUACUGAUACUCAUGCUUUUUCCAUUUUAUUGCUGAGAUUACAUGAAUUGUUGACUUUAUUUUUACACAAUAAAGAGUGAAGAAAGACA